AUUUAAGGCUUUCAGAGUCUGAAUCUUAUGUUCAUAAUCCUGAUUUGUCACGGUUAUUUGAUCAAGGGAUUCUUUCUGAAAGGCAAAUUUCUAGCCUUAAAGAAGAUGAUUGGGUUACAAGUAAUCCAAACACUGAUGAAGAAGAAAAGGAUUACCUAAAAGAAUGGUUAGAAUCUUCGAUUAUGACACAUUCAUCUAGGCAUAAUGAAUUGGAAUAUCAAGUGUCACAAGCUGUUAAUGAAGAUAAAGGCGAUGCUGCAGAGGCUGAAUUUCAAGAAGGGCAAAUGAUUAAGGGAGAUUAUGUUAUUUUACGAGCGGAAAAUUACGUGGAUGCGUCUACAUUUGUUAGUGAAGAAGAUUUGAAAAAAUAUAUGGCUUAUGAAGAUUUAUCAUAUGUUCCUCAACAUGUAAGAGCUGUAAUGCACAAUAAAUGGAGACAGAAAAGACUUGAUGUCGUAAAUUCCCAACUUCGUAAACUUUGUGGAAAAUAUUCAAAAGUGUGUGAGGAUAUAAAGAAAGAAAAAAUUCGGGAAGACCUCAUGAUUUUAAAAGGUAAUCGAGUUGUUGGAAUGACAACAACUGCAGCG
This is a messenger RNA of Dentiscutata erythropus, 587 nucleotides long. The record is from the annotation of a GenBank genome assembly. Lineage: Eukaryota; Fungi; Glomeromycota; Glomeromycetes; Diversisporales; Gigasporaceae.